This is a messenger RNA of Erigeron canadensis, 572 nucleotides long. RefSeq lists its product as uncharacterized. The coding region runs from base 1 to 507 and encodes 168 amino acids. Lineage: Eukaryota; Viridiplantae; Streptophyta; Magnoliopsida; Asterales; Asteraceae. The record is from RefSeq and is a predicted model, not a curated record. The transcript is spliced from 5 exons.
AUGGGCCCCACUAUUAGCGGCGACGUCGCCGCAAAUAAACACUCCCCCUCUUCCUCCAUAAUUUCCUUUCUUCUCCAUAUAAUAACUUUUUUUAUUUACAAAAUCCGGCCAUCUAUCCCCUCAUCCUCAUUAUCAAGAAUCCUUUUUACACCACCCACGUUUUCCGGCGUCCCGGAGUCCAUUUUCAGGCGCGGUUUUAGCGGAGACUUUUUUCCGGCGAAUAAGUUUUCCGGCCAACCAGUUUUGCGGGGAACGUUUUUUCCAGUGAUAUACGGCAAACCAGUUUUGGGGAAUUCCGGCGAACUCCGGGGAUCCAGUUUUCCGGUGAACCAGUUUUCAGACGAGAUUAUUGUAGUGGAGGAUACUAAAGAAUACAUAGCACAAGAACCAGAUGAAGAGACCAAGGCACAUGACAGGCAUCCUUUUGAUCUUAUGGUUAUUUUGAACCCAAAACUUAGAAAAAAAAGCAACAAGUCAGCAUUGUUUUUUGAAGGCUGUUUAAGGUGAGUUUACUUGCCCUGUUUUAUCAAUCCUUAAUGGAUGAAUAAAGUUUGUGUUCAAAUUCCCGUAUU